Molecule: messenger RNA, 614 nt
Organism: Xyrauchen texanus (razorback sucker)
Lineage: Eukaryota; Metazoa; Chordata; Actinopteri; Cypriniformes; Catostomidae
Product: peptidyl-prolyl cis-trans isomerase NIMA-interacting 4-like
Exons: 4
Coding region: 47-436 (129 amino acids)
Biological process (GO): rRNA processing
Molecular function (GO): peptidyl-prolyl cis-trans isomerase activity; DNA binding
Source: RefSeq, a predicted model, not a curated record
ACCAAAGUUUGUGUGCCAACCGCAAAACCCGAAGAAGAGCUCGAAAAUGCCACCGAAAGGAAAGGGUGGCAAAGGUGCUAAAGGAGGGGCUACUGCCUCAUGCAGUGGGGACAGUGAUAAGAAGGAGAAGGCUCAGAAAGGAGGUACAGCAGUGAAGGUUCGGCUUAUUCUUUGUGAAAAACAUAGCAAGUGUAUGGAGGCAAUGGAGAAACUCAAGGCUGGCAUGCGCUUCAGUGAGGUGGCAACACAAUACAGUGAGGACAAAGCCAGACAAGGAGGUGACCUUGGCUGGAUGACAAGAGGAUCAAUGGUGGGACCAUUUCAGGAAGCAGCGUUUGCACUAUCCGUCAGCACUAUGGACAAACCUGUGUACACGGAUCCUCCAGUCAAAACAAAGUUUGGCUACCACAUCAUCAUGGUUGAAGGCAAAAAGUGAUCCCUCUUAAAUGGACUGAACACCUUGACAUUGCAUUACAAUGGCAUUUCGUUAAACAAUAACACACCACAAAAGAGUAUAAUGCAUUUUCAUGAUCGCUUGCUGUCAUGGAAGAUCUCAGAACAUUUUUUUAUUGUCUUGUAAAUAGCAGCCAAUAAAAUGUAUCUUAAUAAGCAAA